GAUCACUUCCGGUGCUGUUGAAAAGGAUCCAAAGCACUGGAAUCGGAUUUUUGAAUGACAGCAAUGUUCCAUUUACUACAAAUUCGUGACAGAUGAUCAAAAGUCAACAAUUUUAUGACAUUUGCAUUCGUCUUGCCACAAUGUCAUUGUACAUCUAGUUAAAAAAGAAACAAUGGACAGACAGUUGCAAGCACAUUAUACUGCCACCCUCAGCCAUAGCUUUAGUAUGCCUAGCUUGGCUGAGGGCAGUGAACCAAUAUCUGAAGUGGAGGAAAUUAAUGAGAUUAAAUCACUUCGGGAAAUGGGAGACCAAGCCAUGCAAUUACAAGACUUUACUGUAGCCGUAAAACGUUACAAUGAAGCUUUGGAAAUUGAUGAUAAAAACAUGGAGGUUUUAUUUGCAAGGACAAAAGCUUUUCUGGACAUGGGAGAUAACUCUAUGGCAUUAAAAGAUGCAGAGAAUUCUAUAAACAUAGAACCUGACAACCCAGAGGCAUACAGACUUUAUGGCUUGACUUUAUGCCAAGUUCACAAUUACAGAGACGCUGUCUUUGCAUUUUUGACUGCCCUUGACCUUGACCCUGACAAUGCUGAUGACCUGACAGACCACAUUGCAGAAGUUGCUGAACAUAUAUGCCAUAUUCCAAAAGAUGUUUUAGAGAAACUAGAAGAAAUGGACUCUUAUAAAAAGUUAAGUGAAAUUGGUGUACAUCUUUUCCAAGCAAAACGAUAUGACUUCUGUAUAACGAUUUUGGAAGCAGCUCAGAAGUUUCAAACAAAUCAGAAAGGCAUAACUAUGAGAAUAUUAUUAACUUUAGCCAAUGCUCACUCUGCUUGUAAACACAAUGAACAGGCCAUUUCUAUAUACCAGGAAUGUCUGUCCACGGCAAUUGCCACUCACGAACAGAUUUACCAGACAAAGUCGCUGGUUAACAUUGCAACUCUUUAUCUGGAAAACAGAGACACUCAUCAGGCUAUUGUAUUCUAUGAAAAAUUAUUACAAUUAGAGGCGGAGCUUGAAGAGGAGGCAGGAUCACAGAGGGAACUCCCAGAUUUCUGGACAAAAGAACUUCAGUGUGGUUUGCGCCUCAAUCUAAGUAUUGCUUACAAAACAAUCGGACAGAUGCAUCAUGCAGAACAUCAUGCCAGGAAGUAUAUAUCCUUGUUAGAACAAUUUAAACUUGAAGGUCGAAUAAAAUCUGAGUCGUACCACAAUACAGGCAUGUUGAAUGAAAUCCUUGGAAACUAUGACGAAGCUUUGAAAAACUAUAAUUUGUAUUUACAAUCUUCUAAACGAAAUAAAGAUCGAAAAGGCAUGGCCCAGGCUUAUGGAUGUUUAGGUAGUGUUUAUGCUGCAUUGAGGAACUGGAAGCUGUGUAUAACAUAUCAUGAACAGUAUAUAUCCAUGGCAAAGCGUUUUAAAGACACUAAGAUGACUGUAAUGGCAUGUGAGAUGUUAGCUGACACAUACCUCAUGAAGGAAGAUUAUGAAAAGGCCAUUGAAGUGUAUGAUCAAAUGCUGAAUGCUGCCAUUCGAACAGACUACAGAAGCAGGGCCACAGCUUUAUGUAAAACUGGCAACGUUUACAGAGAGAUGAAAAGAUAUCAGCAUAGUUUAUUUUUCUAUGAACAAGCAUAUGAUCUUGCUGAUGAUAUGGAAUAUUAUGAUAUACUUAAAAUCUGUCAGUAUAACAUAGCCUGUAUCCAACAACAUUCCACACAGCUUAAGGAUAUCGAACAAGCUCGGCAAUAUUUUGAAUCACUGAUUCCUUUUUAUGAGACAAAGAUAAAAGAACAUCGUGAUGAAGAUACUUAUUGUCCACCUGACUAUGAAAAACAAUUGACUGAAUGCUAUGAUGGGAUGCAAUGUGUUUUGAGCAAGCUUGGUAACAAGAAUGAAUGUUUACAGUUUGCUGAAGCUUAUCGUAGAAGAUACAUUACAAAGAUGCCUGGAUAUGUAGGAUCCCAGAUUGGUCCACAUUUAGAUUCAGUAGAACAUAUUACCAGGAUUGUUCACCAACAGAAUGCCAAUGUUCUAUAUUAUUCCUUACUACCCAGUAGACUGUUGAUAUGGGUUUUACUUCCUGGUCAAGGAGUUGUCAGAUUCUAUUCUGGGAGAGCAGAAGAGGAUGAGGGCAUGAUAGAACAGGUCCAAACUUUAUUGAAAGAGAUCAGAGGCAAUGCUGACUGGAAAAAUUUGCAAACAACUUGUGAAAAUCGAGCAAUUCCAUUGAGUGAAGAAAGACUCAAUUUAAAGAGACACAAAAAUUUGAUGCUAGCUCAAAGAAAGUCUGAAGACCACAAAGACAACAACAACAAUAAUAAUGAGAAUACUUCUAGUAAAUCUCCAUGUCAUAAACUCUUUAACUUGCUCAUAGCACCUGUUGAGGAUAUUUUGAUGAAGUUGGACAAGGGAAAUAACUUAGUAAUUAUACCAGACAAAGAUUUAUUUCAUUGCCCAUUUACCAUCUUGCAGGAUUGGAGUUCAAAUUAUUUGUCUACUAGACAUCAUAUAACCAUCUUACCUAGCAUAUUAAUGUUGGAAAAAUGUGUGAAUAACGAACUUAAUUAUUUAAAGAGUCAAGAUGAACUAGACUUCUUGAGAUCUCAGACAAGAAAAGGUGGCUUGAAUAAAUAUUUGACCAAAACCAUUUUGUCGAAUGCUACCACUCCGGCAGAUGAUGCUGAAUCAUCUGUAUCCUUUAUGUUAGAUCUACGUAAGGUGUCAAACCCACGGUUAGUCACCACACAAUUGUCUCUCAAGUCUGAACUUGAAGAAAAAAUGGACCCGUCAAAAGAAAACACUCAGUUAUCAUUGGAGGGUAACAGAAUGUCCCCUCGAUCUCCUAGUCAGAAUUUACCACAAAUUCCAGAAAGAUCUGCUUUGAAGGCCGCAGAUUUCUUAUCCCGUGUUGGAAGUCCAACAUCACUCGAAGCUUUACUGAGUCUACAUAGCUACUCUACACUAACAACUUGCACCUCUACAGGAACAGACAUAACAUCGUCUUCUAGUGCUGUUACAGAAUUUCAUCAAAUCAGUGACAGGGAGAGAUGUCUGGUGAUAGGGAAUCCCCAACUUCCUGAAAGCGCAAUAUUGCAUGGUAGCACGUGGAAGCCAUCAUGUAUCAGUCUUCCAGCAGCCAAGAGAGAGUUGUCAGCUGUAGGAUCCUGGUUAGAUGUUUCUCCUAUAACAGGUUCACAAGCUACCAAGGAGGCUUUCCUGAAAGAAAUACAGAAUUCAACAGUCAUACAUAUAGCAACAUUUGGUUGUUGGAGAGAAGGAUUUCUGGCAUUUACACCUAACCCAAUCAGACAAGAGUCAGGUCCUCCUCAGCAAUACUCAUAUAUUGUCACAUCCAGUGAUAUCUUAGCCUGUAAACUUAAUGCUCAGCUUGUUGUGUUAAAUGUUGGAUACAACUCAAACAGGACAGAAGAAACUAUUGAACAGGGAUACAGUUUACCGUCUGCUUUCCUAGCUGCAGGAGCCCAAUGUGUACUUGCAUGUUCAUGGUUGACACCAAAUAUUGCUAGGGAGAAGUUUUUCUAUAGAUUUUACACAGAAUUACAAGAAGGGUGUUUGGUAACAGAGGCUAUGUACACAGGCAUGCGAUUCCUCCAAAGUGAUGAAAGAUAUUCCGAUAUACAAACAUGGUGUCCAUUCAUGCUGAUAGGUAAAAAUGUUGCUAUUAACCUUAAACAGAUACGACAUGCAAUGUUAGACCAGAAACUUGACCAAACAGAAAAAAUGGUGGAGGAAAAAAGCGGAAAAGAAUUCUUGAACCCUAAAACAUUUAUACCAUCAGUGCCUACCAGGGAAGACAACUUAGCAAAUGUACAGAGAAUUCUGGGAGAAAUAUUACAAGACCACAAAUACCAUCCAAUGGUUGUUUCUGACUUAAUAGAUUUGUUGGAUAGUGCACUGAAAAGACUACACACCCAGGAUAACAAUCGACAGAUAAGUUUAGUGACGGACAACCUCCUACACAGUAGAUCUGGUCUUGACUUACUUAAAUUGCUGGGAUUUCAUUUCCAAGCAAAAGCUGAAGAUAUUAUGCAACCAUAUGUGGUUUAUCCACAUUGGAAUAAAGAUGAUCUGCUGAUCCCAGUUUAUGAUGCUCUUAGAUCUAUUAUAGAUAUAUCAGAAGACAAAGACUGCACACAGGCUUUACAUGACAUACUGCCUGCACCACAGGAACAAAUAUCACUCUUUGUUGACUUGCUUGCCAUUACAAAGCAUGCACCAGAGAUACAACUGAAAGUGUCUGACUUGUCUGUUCGACCAUUAUGGCAAAAUGUCAAAGCCAGGAAAGUGUUGAUGAAUUCUGGUUUUCAUCAGAUUGGUAUGAUCCUCAACUUCAACAGGACUCCAUUAUACAGACGACUCAUGACAUCAGUUCUACAGUUUUUCCUGGCUGUAAGCGCACACAAGAGUCAAGUGCUAUUGUAUAGAUUAGAUGUCAACUUAUUAGGAAAGCCAAGUAUUUCUAAGAGUUCUCAGUUUAUAGAAGCUGGAAAAUUGCCAUCACUGACACCAUUGAUUCUCCCAAGAAAUCAGUUGAGAAUGAGCACACCUUGGUUGAGUCGAGCAGAAAGAACCGAGGAAAUGGAUGAAAAAAUCAAGUUGGCCAGGAGUAAAUCAGACCUGAAAGAGAAGUACCACAACUUUGUUGACAGAGCCAAGACCUGGCACCAGAUCACUGUGUCAGCUCAGACAGAGGAAACAGAGGCUAAUGAAGAACUAGCCAAGUAUGGAAGACCAAAGUCAACUCCUAACAAGGUCAAAGUUCAACCUGGAGCCUCAGCAUCACUUGAAAGAAUUCCUUUGAAGAAGGAAAGAUUAAUGGUUAUUCCAGAGGUCGAUCAGAGGCGUGAUUAUGCACACUUUGUGUUACAACAAAGACUUAGUAACAUUGAUGUAAGACACAAAAAUGAUGUCAUGAAACUGUACUUACCAUAUAUACAAAGUACAUAAGAAAGACAUGGCAGUUAUAAAUGAGGGUCUGGGUGGAAUUUACAGAUUUAUAGAUAUCAUGAAACUUUACCUACCAUAUAUACAAAGUACAUAGGAAAGACAUAACAGUUAUAAAUGAUGGUCUGGUGGAAUUUACAGAUUUAUAGAGAAUAAAGGGGUGCUAAAAUGUAGUAAAGAGUAGAAAAUGAUUGACAAAACAAUUAAGAAUUGAAAAAAUGGCCAUAAAAAUUAAAGAAUACAGAGAUGAGGACAUCCCAAUUAGACCCUUAUUUAUUACAGUGACUAUUUUCUAAGGCAAAAGUUUUUAUUUACAUUUUCAGUCCUUAUGUAAGCAAACAAAAGUUGGUUUGUAGCCCACAAAACUAAAGUUACAUUAUAACAGGAAAAAUUAGAAUGUGUUGUUUUUUUUCAACUGUGUUUUCAUUAAGAGCUGUUUUGGUUUUUUGUUUGUUGAUAAUAUUUGUGUUUUUUUUUUGUUUGAUUCAUUUAAGCUUUAUUCAUUCCAUUUAUUGACUAAUGGGGGGAUUUUCAGUGAAACACAACAAAUGUCCAUUUCCAAAAUAAAAUAUAACUAAAAUUAAAAGUAUACGUUAAUUGCUAUUCUUAGAAAAAUUCCCUCCAGACAGGUUAAGUAAAAUCCAUUCCCAAUGAUUUUAUGCACUUUACUUUUGAAAAAAGAUAUUAUUUUAUAAAAUAAUAGUAAAAUAUAAUUUACAUGUUCAAAUUAACUGUGAUACUUUGACACACUGCUGUUUAUAUUUUUUACUUGUUGUUUUUGUUAGGGUAUAUGUUGUCCAUUUGACUUGUCCUUAGAAGUGAUUUUUUUUUUUAAAUAAAUUUACUAAUCCUGACCAUUAUACAUGUUUAUAUGAGAACUUGUUUAACAAAAUGUUAUCUAAUAUUCAGUGUUUAGCUUGUUUUGUAAGUUUAAUUUUUUGUUUGUUUGUAAGAUUCUGGUAGUAUUCUCAAUCUGCAAAAAUUGUUACCCAUGAAAACUAAUGAAUCCACAGAAAGUUAUUUUCUCUAAGUUCACAAUGAAAAAUAAAACAUGCUGAUUUAAUUGCAAAGAACUGAAUCUUAAAUUAAAAAAAAGUUAAAAGACAAUUCUGUGUUCCAGUAUAUCUGUGAUACACUUAACCAAAAUUUUUAAAAUUUUUUAAAAAUUGUGACAAUAAGGCUGGUAGAUGGCAAUAAAUGUCUGGUACAUCACAUCUUGAGAACCCUGAUAUCACCAUAAACACCUCAUACUUAGGAUGACAGGUAUUUCCACUUCUUUUUUAAGGAUGUACUUAGUUGAAUUAAAAAAUCUAGAAUUUAAAAUUGAUACUAUAAGUCAGAAGAGCAUUAGUUAAGGAACAAAAUAAGCUAAUAAUAUUGAUAGGCUAUGGAGCUUCUUUUCGAGAUAGUUAAUUUAAAAAAAAAUGGCGGGAAAGGCUGACUCGUACUUUUACCUUAUAUUUGCAUUGGUAUUAUUUGGGUCUCAAAUCGAAAGAAAAGAAAUCUAGAAUCUGCUUAAAUUUUGGUUAAUGACCUUUUAUGAGCUAUUGAAGUCUUAUAUGAAAAAAAAAUGGGGUGUUAUGGGGCAAAAUAUUUUACCCUGUAUCGUAGGCAAAAAAUGAAGGAGUCCGAACAUCUGACAAAAAUUCCUAAACCUGACCCAAGUACAUCCUUAAAGCCAGAUUUUGAUAAAACAUCAUUUAAAUGCAUGUUUUGAGUAGCUGACGUAUACUAUGGACACAAAAAUGACACUUAAAAUUGAAUUAAAUAACUAGUAUUUGUUUAUACCCACCUACAAUAGUAGGGGUGACAUUUAUAAGUGUUCCGGUCUGUGUGUCCAUCUCAUAUCUGGUUAAAGUUUUUAUUAAGGUAGUCUUCUAUAAAGUUGUGUAUGCAUCAACAUGAAACUUAGCACACAUGUCCAAAAUGAUGUGAACUUUUUAAAAUGUAUUCAAAAUUUAAAGGGGUUUUGAACAAGAUUUCACAGAUCCCUCAACAUGGAAAUGCAGAGGGAGAUUAAGGGAGGUGGGUGUUGGGCCCCAACCUAAUGAAGCUACAUAUAUGGUUAAUGCAUAGACUUUUACUUGUCCCAUUCCUAACAUUUCUUAGUAUGGGGCCCCUUUCUUCAAGAUCCUGGAUCCACAUCUGAAAUGAGAUAGUCCCAUGGACAUAUACUCUAGUUUAAUUUGUCUUUGUUUCAUUCACUUGUUUUUUGUUCUAAUAUAGGAACUAACUAUAAGUAUUAUUUUUUUGUUUAGUUUUGUUUUGUAAAGUUUAAUUUCUACUACUGUUAUCUUUAUAAAAUGAUUUAUUUUUUACAUGACACAUUGCGAUAUAAAAGUAUACUGAAACUU
This is a messenger RNA of Mytilus californianus (California mussel), 7323 nucleotides long. RefSeq names its product tetratricopeptide repeat protein 28-like. The transcript is spliced from 20 exons. Lineage: Eukaryota; Metazoa; Mollusca; Bivalvia; Mytilida; Mytilidae. The coding region runs from base 173 to 4972 and encodes 1599 amino acids. Gene Ontology annotation, molecular function: protein binding. The record is from RefSeq and is a predicted model, not a curated record.